AUGAGUUUCCACCUCAACGGCAUCUCUCAUGCAAGUUUCAAGAUAUUCUCGAGUCUUGCCGAAUCUCUUCUGGCACUGAUUAUCUUGCAUCGGGAGUACUACACUGAUUUUCCGUUCUGUCCAUGGAAACAUGGAACUGAAGCCUGCAAACAUAUCUUUGGGUGGAUGAGAGUUAUCUCACCAAACUUCAGUGUUCUUGAUGCUUGUCUAAUGAUGCCAAAAAUCAUCGCUGUUGUCAAAAGUAUCAUGAGUGGCAGGAUGAAAAUACCCCCAUCAGAACACCUACAUUCAGGAUCUCAGAAGAUCUUGCCGCUGCUAAGCAACGUGCUCUUAGCGACCGAUCUUGAUGGUUUGGAUGAUGUAGAAGACGUUCUUCGAUCAACUGUAGAUACAGUCCAAGCGCAAUUGCCAGAUAUUUUGACUAGCAUUUCCAAAGACUACGAAAUCAACUAUAGCUGCAAAUUUGGUGAAUUUCCUGAGGAUGAGGCUUUUGAAGCCGCAGCUAUGUUAACAAAAGAGCAGAACUCUCUCGAUGUAUUGCUCAAUCAAAUACCCGACACUCUUGAGAGCAAGAUGGUUCAAAAAUCUGCGAUGUCAAUCUCAAACCUCCUCAACUCUAGCGGUAUGUACUGUUUAGCUUAG
Messenger RNA from Melampsora larici-populina 98AG31, 642 nucleotides. RefSeq lists its product as uncharacterized. Lineage: Eukaryota; Fungi; Basidiomycota; Pucciniomycetes; Pucciniales; Melampsoraceae. The record is from RefSeq and is a predicted model, not a curated record. The transcript has 3 exons. Bases 1 to 642 code for a protein of 213 amino acids.